GCGGUGUUGGCUCUCGCCGUGCUGUUCUUACUGAAAGGUGUUUUCCCCUUUGUGCAGCUGUUAAAAAACCUGCUCCUGCACCCCCGAAACCAGGAAACCCACCUCCUGGCCACCUCGGGGGCCAGAGCUCUCCAGGAACAUCUCCGCACCCACCCAGCCUGUCACCAAAGCCAACCACCCGCAGCCCUUCUCCUCCCGCCCAGCACGCAGGCCAGGCCCCCGCCCAGCACGCGGGCCAGGCCCCCGGCCAGCCCUGCACCACCUCGCAGCCCUCUGCGCCCCGGAGGUACUCCAGCAGCCUGUCCCCGAUACAAGCCCCCAGUCACCCACCGCCGCAGCCCCCGACGCAGGCCGCGCUGCUGGGGCACAGCAGACCGAGUAGCCAGGGCCCGCCCGCCCCGGUGGCACUGCCCAGUGAGCCUGGACUUGAGCAGCCGCCUCACACCCCUCCCCAGACUCCAACGCCCCCCAGGACUCCACCUUUAGGAAAACAGAACCCCAGCCUGCCAGCUUCUCAGACCCAGGCGGUGAGUAACCCUGAGACGGUGCAGCCACACACCGGAACCUUACCGAGACCGAGACCAGUACCAAAGCCGAGGAACCGGCCCAGUGUGCCUCCACCCCCACAUCCUCCUGGCGCCCACUCUGCUGGGGACGGCACCCUCACCAACGCAGCUCCCACUGCUUCCAAAAUAGUAACGGAUGCCCUCACAGAUGUAUGACCUGCCAUAUUCAGUAGGAACUGAAAUUGGAAUAUUUAAUGGUAAGGAAAAGGCACCUGAUUGGCCAAAGCAUUUGUGCUACUUUAUGAUCAUGUUUGUGCACUAAUGCCUGUUACUAACCGGGCACCCUAACCCUGCCUGCUUGCAUCCCUACUAACAGUGCAUGUACUGAAGGAGGCUGGCUUCGUUCAUGCUUGCUGUCAAUCACCCUGGAUACGAAGUGUGCUCACAGACGUGUGACAGGUGCUCACGCGGCUGGCCCUGUUACUUCUCUCACUUCUGUUCUUUUCUAUACCAGGCAGGCUUGAGGUGUAGUAGAAAGAAGACAUUGUAGACCCGGACAUGCCCGAAUUAGAAUUGCAGCUCUCUGUGUAACAUCAGAUAAGGCACAGCCUGGCUGAUCAGUAAGAGGGUGAUGUUUGUGAGAAUUUCUCCUGAAGGGAUUAAAUCAGAUAAAAUAAGAAAACAUCUUACAGUUCUUAAUAUUCACGGGGUCCUAAGUAAACGGUAGCUAUUUAUGAUCAUUUUUAUCUUGGAAAAAAUAGAUAUUCAGAGUUAUGUAUUAGAUUCAUAGGUCAACGCUUUAAAAAUUCAUAUGCCCAGACCCAGCCUUCUAGAACCCAGACACGGGAGGGCUGGGGCCCAGGCAUCCAUAUUUAGAUUCUGAUGCCACCACUUGGUUUUCCCAAUAUCGCUUCUUUCGUGGGUGAAAAAGACAAUGCUCAGGAGUAAAAGAUAUUUCUUAAUACUUCAUGAUAUUACAUGAGCCUGAGAAUACCCACAAGGCACCCAUCCUCUGUGCAAGGAUACACCAUGUCGCUCUCAGGAUCGUCCUUAAAACCACGACACUUUGCUGGUUCUCACAGUGUUCUUUUUUAAAACUAACCUCUUUU
Messenger RNA from Leptonychotes weddellii (Weddell seal), 1615 nucleotides. Lineage: Eukaryota; Metazoa; Chordata; Mammalia; Carnivora; Phocidae. The record is from RefSeq and is a predicted model, not a curated record.